GGAGCGAACGUAAGAAGAUUUUCUUCAUGUGCAUGACAUAGAAGAUGAACUUUUCCUCCUCCACCAAGAAUGAAGAACCUGAUGCUCUGUCAGUAGUUAACCAGUUACGGGAUCUAGCAGCAGAUCCACUCAAUAGAAGAGCCAUUGUCCAGGAUCAGGGAUGUCUGCCUGGCCUUAUUUUAUUUAUGGACCAUACCAACCCCUCUGUCGUCCACUCAGCAUUGCUUGCUCUUCGAUACUUGGCAGAGUGUCGUGCAAACACAGAAAAGAUGAAAGGAGAACUGGAUAUGAUGUUAAGCUUGCAAAAUGUUAUACAGAAGACUACAACUCCAGGAGAAAUAAAGUUCCUGGCCUCUGAAAUCUAUGACAUUCCUCAGUCCUCCAACAUGGCAGAUGGUGAUUUUAAUGAAAUGAAUUCUCAUCGAAAGAAAGCUCAGUUUUUUCUGGGAACUACAAACAAACGUGCCAAAACAGUGGUUUUACAUAUAGAUGGUCUUGAUGAUACGUCUCGGAGAAAUCUAUGUGAAGAGGCUUUGUUAAAAAUUAAAGGUGUCAUCAGCUUUACUUUUCAAAUGGCUGUUCAAGGAUGUGUGGUGCGAAUCCAUUCAGAUUUGAAAGCGGAGGCUUUGGCAUCCGCAAUAGCAUCAACCAAGGUCAUGAAAGCUCAGCAAGUUGUGAAAAGUGAAAGUGGGGAAGAGAUGCUGGUCCCAUUCCAAGAUACUCCUGUGGAAGUAGAAGAAAAUACAGAGCUGCCGGACUACCUGCCUGAGGAUGAGAGUCCCUCAAAGGAGCAGGACAAAGCAGUAUCCCAAGCACAGCUGCAAACGUUUUAUCCAGAUUAUUUUACUGGUGACUUCAACUUCCGUUUGGGGCUCAAGGACUGUCUGAACCAACAAGGGUCCAGUUUUCCAUUGUUGUGGUGA
Molecule: messenger RNA, 923 nt
Organism: Perognathus longimembris pacificus (Pacific pocket mouse)
Lineage: Eukaryota; Metazoa; Chordata; Mammalia; Rodentia; Heteromyidae
Product: armadillo repeat-containing protein 1-like
Molecular function (GO): protein binding; metal ion binding
Source: RefSeq, a predicted model, not a curated record